Ctenopharyngodon idella (grass carp) is the source of this 3241-nucleotide messenger RNA. RefSeq names its product gap junction alpha-1 protein-like. Gene Ontology annotation, biological process: cell communication. Lineage: Eukaryota; Metazoa; Chordata; Actinopteri; Cypriniformes; Xenocyprididae. The record is from RefSeq and is a predicted model, not a curated record. The transcript has 2 exons. Bases 134 to 922 code for a protein of 262 amino acids. Gene Ontology annotation, cellular component: connexin complex.
AGGAAAUGUUUGACAGGCGUGCAUCAGUUUUCUCAUAGUCUUUUACUUUUGAUUUGGUGACUGAUCUUCAGAAGUAUGGAGUAAGUCCCUACAGGCCUCUCUUCUCUUUAUUUCUCUCCAGAACUUCCUCAAGAUGGCUGACUGGAGUGCAUUGGUAAAACUUCUUAACAGUGUGCAGGCCCACUCCACAGCCGGAGGGAAGGCCUGGCUGUCUGUGCUCUUCAUCUUCCGGAUCCUAAUUCUGGGAACAGCAGUGGAGUCUGCUUGGGGUGAUGAGCAGUCAUUUUUUAAGUGCAAUACCCAGCAGCCUGGUUGUCAGAACGUCUGCUAUGACAAAUCUUUCCCCAUCUCACACGUGCGUUUAUGGGUGCUUCAGAUCAUUUUUGUGUCCACUCCCACGCUUCUGUUCCUGGCACACGUGUUCUACACAAUGCGCAAAGAGGAGAAGGACGGGCAGGCUGACGAUGGCAACAAGAAUCAUCAAGUCUCAGAGACCCGCAAGGUGAAGAUGAAGGGUGCUAUCCGGUACACCUACAUUGUUAGCAUAUUUUGCAAGUCUGUCCUUGAGGUGGUCUUCCUAGUCAUCCAGUGGUACAUUUACGGCUUCAGCCUGUCCGCUGUGUACAUUUGCGAGCGUUUGCCUUGCCCCCAUCAGGUGGACUGUUUCCUCUCUCGACCCACGGAGAAGACUAUCUUUAUUAUCUUCAUGCUGGUGGUUGCUCUGGUCUCACUUUUGCUCAACAUCAUAGAGCUCUUAUAUGUUGUAUACAAAUGGAUCAUGGGCCGUGUGAAAAGCAUACAAAACCAGUCCCCCACUGAUCAGCAGUUUCUGGUACUAAUAGAAAAUCAGAAGGAUGAGCAGUCGAGGUGCAAGAGCAGUCGACAGGGUAGGGUAGCACAUGUACCGUCGUUAAGUAUUUAAAAUACAAAAUAUGAGUUACUGUUACAGUUACAGCUAAAAUAAUUGGUAAUCAGAUUAGUUACAUUCAAAAAAGUAUUUUGAUUACUGAAUUAAUUAUUCAGAGUUUAAAUUUGAGAUUUAUGUAUUUGAAUUCCAUGUAAAAUUUCCAUCCAUGUGGAUUACACAGUUUUAACAAACUAAUAAUCUUAAUUCAUGAUUCAUAUUUGUCAAUCAUACAUAAAUGAAACUUUUUGUAAUAGUACACAACAAAAUCCAGUGUUAAAUUAACACUGCUUAGUGUUCAUACACAGCAAAAUUCCCCAGAUUUAAAUCAACUCUGCUCAGAGUACAUACGGUCCCUCUCUAAAUAGUGUUAAAGUAAGGCUGGCCACACACUUGAAGAUUUUAAGCCCGAUUUUAAGCCUGAUUUGCACCCCCAAAGAUUCGAUUCGAGGCUUGGCACAAACGAUUUUUUGUCCAAAAAUCCUCUAUUGUGUGGUGUUAUUACGAUUAUUUAACUGCUCCCGAUCAAGACAGAGCGUGUCCGAUCUCAAAUUGUAAAUAUCAAACAUGUUCAAUAUUUACGACUCUUGAUCGGCUGCCGUGAUACCUGUGAUAGCCAAUGAGAGCGAGCAGUCGUCACAUACCGGAUGUUGCGUGCUUCUUUAGCUAAAACUUGGCAGCCACAAACAUGCCACGAAAGGGGAGUACUGAGAAAGAAGUUAACCCAUAUUCUUUUUUUUCUAUUUUGUUUUUCACUGUAAAGCAGCGUGUGGCAGGAGAGCCUGCUGACAACGUUGAUUGUUGAUCUAUAUGUUUUUCUUCUCAAGUCACGUUUGAUCUUGCAAGUCUCUGUGAGAUCUCGUGUCACUGUGAAAUCGUUCCUGAUAUCAACAGGUGUGUGGUCUCACAGUCCAGUCGAAUCAUCUAGUGUGUGUGUUCAGAGGAUUAUAAUGAUAAAAAUCGGUUGAAACUGCCAUUAUGUCUGUGGUUUCCCACAGUUUUAAAAUCGGUUACGAUUUGAAAAUUGUCUAGUGUGUCCCAGGCCUAACACUGAAGCGGAGUUAAAGUUAAAUAUAUAAUUAAGCGAUUAAUUAAGUGAUGAUUGAGCAUUAGUAAUGAACACCUGCUGUUAACAAGCAGAAUCAGUGAUGAAAAGAGAAACACAAUAACAACAACUGACUUCAACCACAGCAUUAGAUGAAAUCAACUGAAGAUAAAAGACGACAUUAAAUCUCUGAAGAUCUCAGCAGAGGAGCAUUAAACAACUCCACAAACAACAUUACCAGCUUCACUUAUUACUAACCAGUGUGGGAUUACAAAUUUAAGAAUCUGUUUAAGAUCUGCUGAUCCUACAUCCUGACAUAACCUCACAUGAAAUACUAAGGUGAAGUAUAUUGUAUUUAACAUUUUGAGGUAAAGAUAAUGACAAUUUAAGGAGAUCAAGGCAGGCAGCCCAGGUGUCUGUAACAUUAACCUUUUGUCUUCAUGCACUUCCUAACCAUUUGGCAGGACAAAGCUCAAGAUACAGCGGUGCCUUUGUCUCUAUGAUAAUAUAAAGGUAUGGCAAUACUGUCAGACUGAGUGGAUUAGCACCUAUGCAUUUGAAUGACACCGUUAUGCUGAUUAGAUCAUGGCUGGGAAAUGUAGGGAAUGGGCUGAUUCCUGCACUGCAUUUGCAUGCUUUGUUUAGAUUGUCUCCACCUCUACUCUAUGUAUCCCUCCCCCUUGAAUGUAUAUGAACUACCAAGUACACUGCCUUAGUUAGACUUGGAUGACUACAGCGACGCACAGCGCGCAUGUUUGUGUUCUUCUCAUUCUCCAUGCUCAUCAGAGUGUUACGGGUGCAGCUGAUUACAUGGACGGGUUGGAGUGGCUCGAUGCCUGCCUGAGGAUGUCCACUAUUCGAGUUCCCCUCUCCUGCUUCGGAGACAUUCUGUGUGUGUUCUUGGAGCUUUGGUUAGCUUUUGUAUAAUGCACUAAUCUUGUACUGUGUGUGCCUUCAGGCCUUGUGCCAUACUUUAGGCUUAGUUAGCCACACUCCUUGUGGGGAGCUGUAUUGUUUAAAGGUGUAAACUCAUUUAUAUUGAAUUAAGUUACUGCUUUUAAAGAAACUGACUUUGUAGGGAGUGGGGUGCCCAUUUAAUUUACUAUGCAUUUUCUCCUGUUUUUGAAUAGCAGGGAGGUAAGAACGUGUCAUCUAUUUUCACACUUUUGUUGUUGAUUUAGGAAAGAAAAAUAACCAGAACUAGAGGUUUUCUGUUUGUUAUUUUGGCCUGUCCCCCUCCCAAAGUUUUUUUUAUUUUCUACAAACAAAAAUAAAUGAUUGUUCAAAAUAAA